Molecule: messenger RNA, 2668 nt
Organism: Osmerus eperlanus (European smelt)
Lineage: Eukaryota; Metazoa; Chordata; Actinopteri; Osmeriformes; Osmeridae
Gene: cpz
Product: carboxypeptidase Z
Exons: 13
Coding region: 179-2206 (675 amino acids)
Biological process (GO): peptide metabolic process; protein processing
Molecular function (GO): metallocarboxypeptidase activity; zinc ion binding; protein binding
Source: RefSeq, a predicted model, not a curated record
UAUGAUAGCUGCUGUGUAUUCGCGGUAGGCUAUCCCACAUUUGUGCGGACUGCACUUAUUUGGUUUAGGGAUGCAACAUACCCACAAAGAGAGGGAAGAUUAGCCUACUUAGGAGGAAGGAGCCUCACUACAUCUGAGUGAAUCGUUUCUCCGAAGGCAACUUAACUGCCACAUCACUAUGGACAAGGAUAACACAAAGAGUUUGGCAGUUUUCAUACUCUUGCAGAUUUGGGCAACAAGUUGGUGCGCCCCUCCAAGAUUUUGUGAGCCAGGAGACGAGAUUUUGGGAAGAUGCAGCAACAGUCCACCCGAAGAAGAACAACCCAAAUGCACAGAGAUGAACCUGGGAUACUGUAAUGACAUGGAAUACUCCAGCACCAUGUACCCCAACAUCCUGGGUCACCGUACACGCCUGGAGGCGGAGUCAGGCGCAGAGUACCUCCUCCUCAGUGUCAUCCACGGCCUCCUGAACGGCGAGUGCUCUCCAGAUAUUCGCCUCCUCGGCUGCUCGGUGCUCGCCCCCCGUUGCCAAGGCGACCGGCUGAUCAAGCCCUGCCGCAGCACAUGCGAGGCCGUCCGGAAGGGGUGUAACCACGCCUUCGAGGGCAUCGACAUGGCCUGGCCCUACUUCCUGGAUUGUGACCGCUUCUUUGCCAGCGACCAGGAGGGGUGCCACGACCCGCUGGCGGGGCUGAGAGCUAGACAAGACCUGGCUCUCUCCAACAUCUCCCCAGAGGAGCCAUCCACCAUCAUCCAGUUCACCUACCACUCCAACGCCCAGCUGUACAGUGUGCUAAAGAAGACGGCCGCCAAGUGCAGCCAGAUCUCGCAUGUCUACAGCAUCGGACGCAGCACGGAGGGCAAAGACCUGCUGGUCAUCGAGUUUACCGACAACCCCGGACAACACAAGCUACUGAAGCCUGAGAUCAAGCUGGUGGGGAACAUGCAUGGGAACGAGGUCCUGGGUCGUCAGCUGCUCUUAUAUCUGGCCCAGUACCUGUGUUCAGAGUACCUUCUGGGAAACCAGAGGAUCCAGACCCUCAUCAACUCCACCCGGAUCCACAUCCUGGCAUCCAUGAACCCAGACGGGUACGAGCUGGCUGCCUCUGAGGUAGAGGAUAACAGGGACCCGGACAGCACAGGAAACAGCAACCAGGAAGGUCAUCUACUUAAUGGGUGGACCAAUGGUCGAACUAACGCCCAGAACAUCGACCUGAAUCGGAACUUUCCAGACCUUACCUCGGGACUGUAUCGCAACCGCCGCAGCAGGCACUUCCGCACGGACCACAUCCCCAUCCCUGACUCCUACUGGUUUGGAAAGGUGGCGCCAGAGACCUAUGCUGUUAUGAAGUGGAUCAGGUCCCUUCCUUUUGUCCAGUCAGCCAGCCUCCAUGGGGGGGAGCUGGUGGUCUCCUACCCCUUCGACUUCUCUCGACAUCCUCUGGAAGAGCGCAUGUUUUCCCCAACUGCUGACGAACAGUCCUUUAAGCAGCUUGCCCGUACCUAUGCCGACGCCCACACCAGCAUGGCCGACAACAACACAGAGAGGUGCGGGGCCUCCUUCUACCGAACCGGAGGCAUAAUCAACGGAGCCAUGUGGUACAGCUUUGCUGGCGGUAUGUCAGAUUUCAAUUACCUUCACACCAACUGUUUAGAGAUCACAGUGGAGCUGGGCUGUGACAAGUUUCCCUCAGAGGAAGAGUUGUACCCAGAAUGGCUUCGCAACAAGGAAGCCCUGCUCAGUUUCAUGGAGUCGGUGCACAGAGGGAUAAAAGGAGUGGUGAGGGAUGAGGAUGGAAAUGGAAUAAAGGGGGCCUCCAUCUCUGUAAAGGGAAUCAGGCAUGACAUCACAACAGCGGAGGAUGGGGAUUACUGGAGAUUGCUUAGCUCAGGGACGUACAUCCUGUCUGCCACGGCCAAGGGCUUCUCCAAGGUCAGCAAGCGGAUCCACCUGCCCCAUCACAUGAUCAGGGCAGGACAAGUGAACUUCGUGCUUAAGAAGGUCCCAGUCGAGCCUGAUUUGGACGACCACUUCUUCCCCACCACCGACACAUGGGAGCGCUUUGAUCCCUACAACCAGUUUGAACGCUACACCCAGACAGAGCUGGGCGAGGGUGGGGUGGAGAGGCAGGAGAAGCCCUGGUGGUGGAACUACUUCACCCAGCCAGGCAUGCCCACCCCUACCUGGCUCCUACGCAACUUCUAACAAUCUCCAAACCCUCCAUCUUCCUAACUACAUCAUAGCCCUAGAUUGCCAACCCAACUAUCCACAUGAAUUAUAUCCAAAUGUAAGAAUAAACCUAUUUGAAACUAGACAUUUUUUCAAGAAUCUAGUUCUAGAUUUGGAUGAAUGUUCUGGAUCCAUUAGAACAGCAGUGGUUCAUGCUAGCCCAACCAAGUCUUUUGCAAUAUUUUGAAUGUAUGAACAUUGGUGCGAUUGCUAAUUGGAUGCAGAUCAACUGAAGGAUCAGUCAUGUUUAGUGCAAUUUGUGUGCCUGUCCCCAAUGUGUUUUAGUUUUUUUUACGUUUUCAAAUUGAGUGUAGCUGCAUUGGAAACUUGUCAUGGUGAGGAUUUUUUGUUCUUUUUAUUUCACAUACUCAGGCAGCUGUUGACUAUAGAUUUUUGGCACAUUCUUUCAACGUGUAUUAAAGGACAUCAGUAGUGAGA